AUGUCAACAGUGACCCAACCUGGCGCCCCGCUGAUGACAGCCGGACCAACAGGAGGUCCACCCGCGGGCCCGUCUCAAAGUAGCUUGAGCGGAUUUGUGACCUCAACACCCACUCCCGAUCCGGGUGGCCGGCCCAUCACUUUUGUUGGCAACACACCUUCAGCGGUGCUUUUCUUUCUCGCUAUGGCAGUCGGUGUUGCCAUAGCUCUAUUGUUUGUCUUUUUCACUAUUCGGUACUUUGUGCGCUCGCGGUACGGCUUCCACUUGUACACUGUGUCCAGUCGAGGUGUGCUUUUCUCUUCUGGUGUUAAUACGGAAGUCAACUAUUACCAUUAUUCGAACCGGGAAAUUCGCGAACACUUACAAUAUUUGCGAAACCAUCACUACAUCCGCGAUGAAUUCCUAGAGCGUAGAUUGUCCUCGGCAAGCCGAAGACGCCGGAGAAGGGGCCGUUUCUCGAAGAUGAAGAAACUUACCCUGCAAGAGGUCGAGGAGCUUUUCCCAAAGAGCACUUAUGUGGACUGGAUCAACAGUGGCACAUCUGAAGAUACAGAUACUCAGCUGGCUGAACUAUCAUAUUCUGUUGACCCGAAAUCUAACCACGAUGCUUCAUCCAAGAGUGACGUUGUCGAACUACAAAGCCUCGAGGUGAGUCAUUGUGACGAAGAAGAAGACCCGGAAGACCCAGAUCAUGUCAUUGCUUACAUAGGAGAAGGCGCCCAGAGAAAGAAUCAUGUCAACGAUGUCCAAAGCGAUGGGCUUGCGCUGCUCAACGAGCACUUACAUUUUGAUUCAGGGUCAUGUGCUAUAUGCUUGGAUGUGUUUGAACCAAAUGACACCGUCAGAGGCUUGAUCUGUGGUCAUGUAUUUCAUUCAGAUUGUCUUGAUCCCUGGCUCACCCGAAGACGGGCUUGUUGUCCAAUUUGUAAGAGAGACUACUAUAAAGAAGACAACCCAGUUGCUGGGGGCCCAGAAAACGCUUUAUCCAAUAUCGUCGAGGGCGCUUCAGUUCACGACAAUCAAAGCACUGUAGGCUCACACGUCGAAUCAGAGAACCUCAACACUGUCACCGAUCAGAACCCCACAAGCACUGAAACGGCUGAAACCAACCCCUUGGACAUUCUCAACGAAGACAUAAACCAUGAUUAUUUGCGCCGGGACUCAUACAUCCAAGCGUUGUUCAACGAAUUGAUUCCUCUCUCCGAGAGAGUGCGUGUAAUUCUCCAGGAGCACCCAGAGCUAGAUCUCGAGCCAAGAGCCCGGGAGAUUGCGGCCAAAAAAUUCCGGACCAUUUUGCGCAUGAUUUUCUGGAGGCUAAUGGGUAUCUCGAAAGAAGAUAUGUAUCAUUGGGCUGUUUUGGACUUGUAUCAGACUUACCAGAGGCAAAAUUCGUCAAGUGAAGACGAGCAGAAUGCGCCAACUGAACAAAGUGCUGUGCAAAUUCCUCCAGAGGGAGAGACAAAUGAAGUUGCUGAUGUAGAAGGCCCACAAGCUGCAGACGAGGGCGAGAUGUCAGAGCAGCCACAUGCCCUACCCGUAGCGCAGAGCACCCUUCUGACGCCAUACGGCAACUCAAGACCGGACCAAAGUGAGCUAGACUUAUCUGAGGCUGCCAGAAGAGAGACAGUGGAGAGGAACGCCUAG
This is a messenger RNA of Australozyma saopauloensis, 1644 nucleotides long. RefSeq lists its product as uncharacterized. Gene Ontology annotation, biological process: ubiquitin-dependent protein catabolic process. The coding region runs from base 1 to 1644 and encodes 547 amino acids. The record is from RefSeq and is a predicted model, not a curated record. Lineage: Eukaryota; Fungi; Ascomycota; Pichiomycetes; Serinales; Metschnikowiaceae. Gene Ontology annotation, molecular function: ubiquitin protein ligase activity. The transcript has a single exon.